Molecule: messenger RNA, 3015 nt
Organism: Globicephala melas (long-finned pilot whale)
Lineage: Eukaryota; Metazoa; Chordata; Mammalia; Artiodactyla; Delphinidae
Gene: DTHD1
Product: death domain containing 1
Biological process (GO): signal transduction
Molecular function (GO): protein binding
Source: RefSeq, a predicted model, not a curated record
AUGGAUACAGAAGACAUAGGCUCAGGUAAACUAGGCCAAAUAUUGAAGCAGAUUUGGAGACAAAACCUGAUGCUAAAGCAGGAGCUCCUGGGUGAAGACCAUUGUGAAGGGGCUGGCGGGGGCACUUGGAUAGCCACAGUGGUCUUUCUGGGUCAAGAACUCAGUGAGGCCCUUCACCAACUCUUGGAACAUACUACAGGGACUCUGUGCUCCACCUAACAGCAGCUGUAUGUACUGCUUGACAAAGAGAAUUAUUGUACCUGGAGACAAGAAAUCAUUGCAUUCAUAGAUUGCCUCAUGAAAAGAAAAUAUUUGGGGAGCACUGCUACAUUUCUAAAGAAAGAAGAAAAGGAGAUGUGUAAUUUAUGCGGCAUGCAUGAUGAAUGUACUCCACUGCAGACAAUGUCCACCAUUCAAGAUAUCAAAGCAACAGACAUUGCUGCAAGAGGGGAACAAAAUGUCAUAGAAACAGCUUCUGUUUCUCCCACAAAUGGAGAGGAAAGUCAUUACACAAACCAGGUUCAGUUAAAAAAAAAAAUACAUAGGAGUUCAGAACUAGUGGGAAAAUAAAACAAUACAUCAUUGAAGGGAGAUGUAACAGGGCAAGAAGAGUCACAGAACAAAAUGUUCCCAGAUAAUGCAGAAAAUGAAGAUGAUAAACAAAUAGAACACAUGACUGUUGAGAACAUAAAUAGCAACAGGGAAGAGAUGCAUGACAUAAUCCAGACAAGAGAAAGAGAAAUUCAAGAGACCUCAGAGCCAAAGUAAGAGAUUACCACAUCCUCAACAACAUGUGAUAUCUCCAGUAAAUAUGUGAAUAGUCCUCUUCCCAGUGAUUCAGAGAGUCUAAAGCAAAAGCAUAACAUCAUGGAAAAGGAGUAUCUUGAUGUGCUGAGUGAUGAUACUGUCACCCAAGUGUCUUGUUAUAUUACAGCACCAUCCUAUGUUCUACAACAUCUAGAAUGCCGGAUAAUUAAUAACAUGAGUUCUUUAAUAGUGAGUGAUAAUGAAGAAUUGGUCAGCAAUGUUAUCACUGUAGAGUGCUCAGAUAUGGAAAAGAGAAUUCCAUUUCCAAUAUGCAUUGCAAUUCCAUUUACUGAACGUUACAGGGGAAAUUACAGAGACAUCAUGGUGAAAGUGUCUGAUGUAGACCUUCAAUCAAGUUACCUGACUCCAAAUUCACUGGAAGGAAUGAGAGGAAGUUACAAGGUGACCUGUGCUGAAGUGAAAGUUUAUAAGUUGGGUAUCUUUUCUGUUGUGUCUUGUUUAAAGAAAGAGUCCUUGACAGUAACAAAGAAAGGCCUUACUCUUAAGCCAAGCAUGGAUUCUCAAAUAUCCUUAAAUUACCCUCCAGGAGUUUUCAGCUCACCAGUACUUGUACAAUUAAAGGUCCAACCAAUUGACCCAUCUCUGGUGGCAUAUUUAAAAACUCAGCAAGAUACUUCCUACUCAGUACUAUCCACAAGCCCUCUGAUUCAUGUUCAGCACCCAUCAACACAUCUUUUCCAGAAGCCAAUCACUGUACUCCUACCUUGCUCUACACACCCUGAUAAAAAAAAUCUUGGGUCUGAGAUAGAUCAUAAAAGAACAGCUAGUGCCACAACAAACAGAAUCAUACCUUUAUACCUCAACUGGACAAAAAGCACUUCCAUAAGAAAACCUGGGAACAAUGCUUGUGAAUCUUUGAAAUUAUUGGGAUUCAGAAGCCAAGACAGUGGUUGGUUUGUGCUUGAUGGUUUCAUGGUGAGAACCGUGCAAAGUGGCUUGAUAUCAUUUGAAUUGUGUGAACAUUUAGAGAGGUUUAUAGUGCUUCACCCGUCUUCCAUUGUGGACAAUAGCCAUUCGGUUUCUUUUGUGAAGUCUUUGGAGGAAGCCAUGCUCAGCAUCACUGUUUGCAUUGUACUUUAUCACCAGAAAGACAACCCACAUAGAAUUGUCAUUUUAGUGGUGCUUUCUAAAGAUUUACAUCAGGUGCUUAGGAACUUGCGCUUGGAAGCGUCUAGUGGUCCUCCAGAGCCAUCUCGCCAUUUCCAAGUGAAAGAAGGAGAACAACUCCUUUUAAGGUUUACUGGAAACAUAUUUGCUUCAAGCAAUGGGAAGGAUUAUGGAAAAGACUACAAGCUUAUUUUUCAUUUACAAAGGAAACCUAGACUGGAACUCCAAAUCAAAGAGGUGGAUGAAUUUGGAAACUAUAGCUGCCCUCAUUAUAAGGGUACCAUUGUAGUUUAUAAAGUACCUAAAGAAAAGAUAGUCCACAACUUGGAUCAAUCUCUUAUACUUAACGAAAACAAUUAUCAGUUGCCAAUUUGCAAAUUACCAUUGAAAUUGCCAAAGGUCAACUGCUUGUCCACCGCUCUGUGCUCAGGUCCACACUGUGAUUCUAAAGUAGCAGGGGAAAUGCAGCUCUUGGACAUCGUGGAACCGGUGGAACCAGGGAAAGGGAAAGUGAAAGUGCUGGGGUCUGAGGAAUAUUUUGAGCAGUUCCUGUUUCCAGUCAUCAGCAAGAUGCAGGAGACUAUUGUGUCUUGCACCGGAGUGCACAGGAGAGCAUAUAGGCAGAAUAGGAGCAAGUUCUUAGAGCUUGUUGAUCACAUUCAGUAUCAUUUCAUAACCCUGGGCAUCCCUGUAGUUGACUGCAAUGUGAAAGUCCUGUGGGACAACUUGCUCUACUGGCUGGCAGACGAGCUCUCAGAAGAAAACGCCCUGUGUCUCUUCUCAUCCCUCCCCCUUCGCCACAGCACCAUUCAGCUCAUCAAACUGAACAACCCUGAUGAUCUCACAGAACAGACCCACGAAAUUCUUUGCUUUUGGAAAAGAUCACUCCCAAAUUCCACGGACAAACUUCGUCUUCUGGCUCGCCAUCUCCGCAAGAUCAGCAGGAGUGACCUUGCAGAAGAGCUCAAAUUCAAGUGGGAAAAUAAAGUGUUCACUGAACCCCAGCAGUGGUCUGAUGUGGUGGAGUUCAGCCCCGUUGCUCUUUCUUUUGCCCUAGGAAAAGUGUCACAGUCGGUUUGA